This is a messenger RNA of Emericellopsis cladophorae, 573 nucleotides long. Its product is annotated as mitochondrial oxaloacetate transport protein. The transcript is spliced from 5 exons. The coding region runs from base 1 to 573 and encodes 190 amino acids. The record is from RefSeq and is a predicted model, not a curated record. NCBI's taxonomy places the organism in Eukaryota, Fungi, Ascomycota, Sordariomycetes, Hypocreales, Bionectriaceae.
AUGUCGAUAACAAUAGGCGCCUUCAUCGGCGGCGGUAUCGCGGCAUGCGGUGCUGUUACGGCGACGCACCCGUUCGAGACGGUCAAGAUUCGGGUGAACUAUAGCAAAAAGGGGCCCAGCCUCUCCACUAUCGCGGUCCGCUACAUGGCGCCGGCGUCAUCGUGCGGAGUGAAGGUGUCCGUGCCAUAUACCGUGGUCUUGGGGUUCUACGACCCGAUGCGCGCCUCGCUAGCGGGCUUCUUCUUCAAGGACGACAAGAAGCAGAGUCUGGCGAUUAAUAUGUUCUGCGGCGCAUCGUUAGACACAAUCAUGUCACGCCUGUACAACCAGAACGGCAACCUCUACAAGGGCGUCCUGGACUACGCCCUUAAGACCAUUCGUACCGAAGGUGUCUUGGCUAUCUACAAGGGCUUCCUCCCCCACCUGGCCCGAAUCUUGCCACACACUAUUCUCACGCUUUCGCUGGCGGAGCAGACGAACAAGCUGAUGCGCAAGGUCGAGACUCUCAUCAUUCCUGAUGUUGUUGAGGCCAACAAGGCCAAGGCUGAAGCCAAGGCCAACGCAAAAGCUUGA